Messenger RNA from Phacochoerus africanus (Common warthog), 4008 nucleotides. RefSeq names its product protein kinase C theta (gene PRKCQ). The coding region runs from base 614 to 2950 and encodes 778 amino acids. The transcript is spliced from 19 exons. Gene Ontology annotation, biological process: peptidyl-serine phosphorylation; intracellular signal transduction. NCBI's taxonomy places the organism in Eukaryota, Metazoa, Chordata, Mammalia, Artiodactyla, Suidae. The record is from RefSeq and is a predicted model, not a curated record. Gene Ontology annotation, molecular function: diacylglycerol-dependent serine/threonine kinase activity; ATP binding.
CCACGCUACACCCCGGCCUUGGGACUCACCCUCUUCAUCCCCCACCACCACUAACUUAUCUUUGUUAACUUGUAAAAUGGCAGUCUUAGUGCUGACGCUUAAUCUCUUUUUUAAAAAUGCUGUGUCUGGUGGGAAGGAGGGUGACAUUGACUAAUUUGGUUGCACAUUACUUUUGAAGUUUAUGCACAGCUGUUUAAAAUCCCUCCGAGAUGAGUGCCAUUGUUUGAGGCAGGUGUCUGCCGCAGACUGAGCUCCCUAGUCUGUCUGCUGCUGAUUGAACGUACAUAUAUUUAAAGAUGCAGCCAAGGAGGAGCUUCUGAAACCUUCAAAGCCUCAGCUGUGGAACUCCUCCACGUUAGCAAUUAAGUUAAAUUAAGUUGGUUUGUUUGGGCCCCUCUCCCCAUAAACUUUUAUCUCUGAUUUCAGAAGUAACCUGUUGGCCAUCAACAGCCUUUGUUUCAGUCCCCUGCGAUUUUUCUUGUCAACUUUUCAAAUGUAAACUUCCAGGGAGGACUCUUGUCACCACCCUCCGCCUUGUCAUUUCACUUCCGCUGUUGUCUGGUGUGAUAGUGGCUCGGGAUGGCAAGUGGCUCUUGGGCAAGCCUCUUUGAAUAUGCUCCUGCCGGCCCCACCUCCCGCCAACAGAAACUCUCUUUUUGAGUCCACUUGGAAGAGACAUGGGUCAAGGACUGGAACUUUCUUUUGCAGGGAAGCGACCAUGUCACCAUUUCUUCGAAUCGGUUUGUCCAACUUUGACUGUGGGUCCUGCCAGCCGUGCCAGGGAGAGGCUGUUAACCCUUACUGCGCUGUGCUUGUCAAAGAAUAUGUUGAAUCAGAGAAUGGGCAGAUGUAUGUCCAGAAGAAGCCCACCAUGUACCCGCCGUGGGACAGCACCUUCGACGCCCACAUCAACAAAGGACGAGUCAUGCAGAUCAUUGUGAAGGGCAAAAAUGUGGACCUCAUCUCUGAAACCACUGUGGAGCUCUACUCGCUGGCAGAGAGAUGCAGGAAGAACAACGGCAAGACAGAAAUAUGGUUAGAGCUGAAACCGCAAGGCCGGAUGCUAAUGAACGCAAGAUACUUUCUGGAAAUGAGUGACACAAAGGACAUGGGUGAAUUUGAGACCGAAGGCUUCUUUGCUCUGCAUCACCGCCGAGGAGCCAUCAAACAGGCCAAAGUCCACCAUGUCAAGUGUCACGAGUUCACCGCCACCUUUUUCCCACAACCCACCUUUUGCUCCGUCUGCCAUGAGUUUGUCUGGGGCCUGAACAAACAGGGCUACCAGUGUCGACAAUGUAAUGCAGCAAUUCACAAGAAGUGUAUUGAUAAAGUUAUUGCAAAAUGCACAGGAUCAGCUAUCAACAGCCGAGAAACCAUGUUCCACAAAGAGAGGUUCAAGAUCGACAUGCCACAUAGAUUCAAGGUCUACAACUACAAGAGCCCGACCUUCUGCGAGCACUGCGGGACCCUGCUGUGGGGCCUGGCCAGGCAGGGACUCAAGUGCGAUGGGCCCCUCCUGUCCCCACCCUGUCUCCUUCCCCGCUUUGCUGAAAUUCCCAUGAAAUUGCUCAUCGGGAGGGACCGUUUGCACUCACAGAGAUGGAGUUACCACCUUCUCGCGUGUGGCAUGAACGUACAUCACAGAUGCCAGACAAAGGUGGCCAACCUUUGUGGCAUAAACCAGAAGCUAAUGGCUGAAGCACUGGCAAUGAUCGAGAGCACGCAACAGGCUCGCUGCUUAAGAGACUCUGAACACAUCUUCAGAGAAGGUCCGGUUGAAAUUGGUCUUCCAUCCUCCAUCAAAGGUGAAGCCAGGCUGCCGUAUGUCCCCGCAUCAGGGAAAAGAGAGCCUCAGGGCAUCUGCUGGGAGUCACCCUUGGAUGAGAGGGAGAAAGCACGCCACCGUCCAGAACCCCCGCUGAACACAGAAAGGCCGUCUCCGCAAGUGAAGUUAAAAAUCGAGGAUUUCAUCCUGCACAAAAUGUUGGGGAAAGGAAGUUUUGGCAAGGUCUUCCUAGCGGAGUUCAAGAAAACCAAUCAAUUUUUCGCAAUAAAAGCCUUAAAGAAAGACGUGGUUUUGAUGGAUGACGACGUGGAGUGCACCAUGAUAGAGAAGAGAGUUCUCUCCCUGGCCUGGGAGCAUCCGUUCCUAACACACAUGUUCUGUACAUUCCAGACCAAGGAAAACCUCUUUUUUGUGAUGGAAUAUCUCAACGGCGGAGACCUAAUGUACCACAUCCAGAGCUGCCACAAGUUCGACCUCUGCAGAGCCACGUUCUAUGCUGCUGAAAUCAUUCUCGGCCUGCAGUUCCUUCAUUCCAAAGGAAUCGUCUACAGGGACCUGAAGCUAGAUAACAUCCUGUUAGACAAAGACGGACACAUCAAAAUCGCAGACUUUGGGAUGUGUAAGGAGAACAUGUUGGGAGACGCCAGGACAAACACUUUUUGUGGGACCCCGGACUACAUAGCCCCGGAGAUCCUACUGGGUCAGAAGUACAACCACUCUGUGGACUGGUGGUCCUUCGGCGUCCUUCUCUACGAGAUGCUCAUCGGCCAGUCCCCGUUCCACGGGCAGGACGAAGAGGAGCUAUUCCACUCCAUCCGCAUGGACAGUCCCUUUUACCCACGAUGGCUCGAGAAGGAGGCAAAGGACCUUUUAGUGAAGCUCUUCGUAAGAGAGCCUGAGAAGCGCCUGGGGGUGAGGGGAGACAUCCGCCAGCACCCCUUGUUCCGGGAGAUCAACUGGGAAGAGCUGGAAAGAAAGGAGAUUGACCCUCCGUUCAGGCCUAAAGUGAAAUCACCGUACGACUGCAGCAACUUCGACAAAGAAUUCUUGAACGAGAAGCCCCGGCUGUCAUUUGCAGACAGAGCGCUGAUCAACAGCAUGGACCAGAACAUGUUCAGAAACUUUUCCUUCAUGAACCCAGGGAUGGAGAGGUUGAUAUCCUGAGACUUGCCUCUCCAGACACACGAAGGGAUGGGUCCUCCUUCCUCGGUGAACUGGUCCAUGUGACACACCUUGGGUUCCUUUUCAACCUGGAAAAGAAAAGAAACACUCAACAGUGAAGGCUGGGACCAUGGAGCCCCUCACUGACUUUGUAUCCAUAGCAGAAACCAGCUCUGCUUCACUAAUGACAAUGCCCUGACACCUUUCACGGCCACCCUUGACCUUAGGUCCUUACUAAUCGCGGUCAUUUACUUGAAAGAGGGUUCCCCCCACUGUGAAUGAUUUGAAAACUUAAUUCUGCUGUAAAGUAUGGUUCUUCAGGCAUCAACCGCUGAUCAAUGAAAUAUGUGUGGACACGAGCAAAAUCCAAACUUCUCAAGACUGAAAGAGCAUGUUGCCUGGGGUAGAAAUGGGUUCCGUUCAGCUCCAGACAAGUAACCACUAACCCAUUUUAUUCUGUUCAUGUCUCUGGAAGGGUAAAGGGUAGGGGGUGGGGGAAGCCCUGAGCAGGUACUUAUGGGAAUUCUUCAUAAUAAAUGUAGCUUGUGACUUGAGAUCUACAAAUCCAUUUGUUCUGAGUAGCCCUGAGGUUCAUUGGAAAGACGAAAGUGGGGAGAAUUUGUGUCAUUGAUGCGGAUGGUUUACUAGAACCCUACUCUGGUUGUCUUGUCAACAUAGACAUUAAAUUUAGAGUCCAACAAGGAUAGAGUCAUUUCACUGCUGCCAGUAGAACCCUUCCGUCCAACCAUCCUUAGCUGAUUUCAGUAUCAGAGGCAGUCUCUCAUUUUACCACCCUCACAUUUGAAUGGGGAAAAAAAAUGAAGUGCAUAAUUCUAGAGAAAAGAAAACCCAAUCCCUUUAUUAGCCCAUUACUGAUGAUUGGAUGACUCCUAAGUCUCUCGAGACUUCAUGCAAGAUAAAAACCCAUGCAUGCUAUUUGUAGCAGUCUUAUUUAAUUAGAAUUCUAGCUAUACAUGUUGAAAGUAUCUGUACUAUUUGUAUAUUUUGAUAAUGCUGUGACAAUGACAAGAGGUAGAUAAAUAAAAAGUGAAAUAAAGAAA